AUGCCUGUACCUACAGCACUAAGUAAUUGGGAUGUGGAAGUUAUUCAACCAUCAUCGAUAACGAAAACGAUCAAUCCAUCAACCUCUCAACCAGCUAAUGUUCAAUUGAACAUGAAUAGUUUGCCAUCAAUUGCUUCCAGCAGUGCAGCAAGUGGAGGAUUUACGAUACUGAAAAUGGUUAUGAUUCUCAUUUCGGUGAUAAUUGUUGUAGUUGUUGUGGCUAUAGCGAUUGUCGUGCCUACUAUUUUAUUGGGCAAUACUGUUAAAUCAAACACAACAACAACCGCAUCAAUAGUAGCCAAUGGAACAACAGCAUCAACUACUACAGUGGCAGCAACUGCAGCAGGAGCAACCGCAGCAGCAGCAGCAACUGUAGGAGCAACUGCAGCAGCAGUAACUGUAGGAGCAACUGUAGGAGCAACUGCAGCAGCAACUGUAGGAGCUACAGCAGCAGCAACAGCGGCACCAGCAACAGCAGCAGCUACAGCGGCACCAGCAACAGCAGCAGCUACAGCGGUACCAGCAACAGCAGCAGCUACAGCAGCACCAGCACCAGCAACAACUGAAGCAGCUACAGCGGCACCAGCAACAACUGAAGCAGCCACAACUGUAGCAGCGCCGACAACAGGCAAUAAUAGUAUGUACUGGAAUACAACCGCUUCAUCGCGUGCAGGUACUGGUACAUCAGGCCCAGGUUUGAAUCAGUUAAAUUCGUCAACUGGAAUAUUCUUUGAUUCAAGUGAUAAUUUAUAUGUUGCUGAUAGUGGUAAUUAUCGUGUAUUGAAAUAUGCACCAGGUGUUACCAUUGGUACUGUCAUAGCUGGUACGACGAAUGUAUCAGGCACUACCUUGGAUUUAUUUUCUACAGGUAUUCGUUAUAUUUUUGUUGACUCGAGUCAAAACCUCUACGUCGCUGAUACUUAUAACAAUCGUGUGAUGCUUUGGCCAAAUGGCGCUUCCACCGGUACGAUAGUAGCUGGGAAUGCCACUUUUGGAACUUCGUUCAAUCAAAUAUAUAAUCCAUAUGGCAUAUGGGUAGAUUCGAGUUCGAAUGUAUACGUAGCAGAGUAUCAAAAUCAGCGUGUAACUAAAUGGGCUUCAGGUGCAACAACAGGUAUUCUCCUUGCUGGUAAUACAAGCUCAGCAGGUAAUAUAACAAGCAAAUUAGCAUCACCGGCCGGUCUAGUAUAUGAUGCACUAAAUCAAGAUUUAUAUAUUGCCAAUUCUGCUACCAGCACUUCAACAGUAUUGAAAUGGCACAUUGGUGAUCACAAUGCUACGGUCGUAGCAGGUACUCCUGGAAGUCCAGGAAACAGCUCAACUCAAUUAAGUUCUCCAAUGGGAAUAGCGCUAGAUCCAUGGAAUAAUUUAUAUGUGGCUGAUCGCUCAAAUAAUCGCGUCCAAUUGUUCUGCAAUGGCAAUACAACAGGUAUUACCAUUGCAGGAAAUGGUGCUGGUGGUACUACUUUGUCUGCUCCAUAUGAUGUUAAACUGGAUUCAAAACUUAAUUUAUAUGUCAGUCUAAAUAGUGGAGCUCGUGUACGAAAAUUUAAUAAACUCUAA
This is a messenger RNA of Adineta steineri, 1563 nucleotides long. Lineage: Eukaryota; Metazoa; Rotifera; Eurotatoria; Adinetida; Adinetidae. The record is from the annotation of a GenBank genome assembly.